AUGGCUGCGCUGACAAAGGUUGCCUUCGCCUCGACCCUGCUGACGGCGCUUUGGGUGGGCAUCUGUUCUUCCGUUUGUGUCGAGGUCCCUUCGGAGACAGAGGCCGUGCAGGGAUCGCGCAUGAAGCUGAUGUGCAUUUCCUGUAUGAAGCGAGAAGAGGUUUUGGCCAACACCAUAGUGAAGUGGUUCUACAAGCCCGAAGGAGGACAAGAUGUAGCUAUCUAUGAAUUCAACAACGAGAAACGGGAACUUGAGAGUCCUUUCCAGGGCCGGCUUGAGUGGAAUGGAAGUGCAGAUAUGCAGGACGUCUCCAUCUCGGUCCUAAACAUCUCUAUGAACGAUUCAGGGAUUUACACCUGUAACGUCACCCGGGAAUUCCUCUUUGAGACCCACCGGCCCAUCUUCACCAGCUCAACACUGAUUCAUCUCACUGUGAUGAAGGAUGCUGGAAGAGACUUAACGGCUCUCAUCUCUGCAAUAAUGAUGUAUAUUCUCUUGGUCUUCCUCACAUUGUGGCUCUUGAUCGAGAUGGUUUACUGCUACCGAAAAGUUUCCAAAGCAGAGGAGGCCACCCAGGAAAAUGCCACCAACUACCUCGCCAUUCCAUCAGAAAAUAAAGAAAACUGUGCUAUACCAGUAGAGGAGUAG
This is a messenger RNA of Notechis scutatus (mainland tiger snake), 648 nucleotides long. It is a transcript of the gene SCN3B, whose product is annotated as sodium voltage-gated channel beta subunit 3. Gene Ontology annotation, molecular function: sodium channel inhibitor activity; transmembrane transporter binding. The record is from RefSeq and is a predicted model, not a curated record. Gene Ontology annotation, biological process: sodium ion transport; regulation of sodium ion transmembrane transporter activity; regulation of heart rate by cardiac conduction. Lineage: Eukaryota; Metazoa; Chordata; Lepidosauria; Squamata; Elapidae. Gene Ontology annotation, cellular component: voltage-gated sodium channel complex.